UGAAACAAAAUCUUCUGGGUUGUCCAGCUUGACCAACGGGCAUUUUAUAUUGUUUUCUAGUGACCAUGCAGUCGCGCCUCACCUCCAGUUAUUUUAAUGGCUCAAUUAUUAAUUUUCUCCUUCCUCAACUCGUGGCGUUGUCUACUUAUUCAAAACCACACAUCGCUUAAGUUUUUGCAAGAUUCACAAGCUGGAGAUUCAGCAUCUCAUCAAUGGAGAAACGCGUAGCCAUCGUGGGCGCCGGAAUCAGCGGCCUCCUCGCCUGCAAAUACGCGGCGGCCAGAGGCUUCACUCCGAUGGUUUUCGAAGCGCAGGAUCACGUGGGCGGGCUGUGGAACCACACCAUUGAAUCCACGAGGCUCCAGAAUGCGAGGGUUACCUUCCAAUUCUCUGAUUUCCCAUGGCCUCGCUCCGUUGAAGAUAUGUUCCCCACCAACUUCCAAGUCGUCGAAUAUCUGCAAUCAUAUGCUCAGAACUUUGGGUUGUUACCGUACAUGAGAUUCAACUCCAAAGUGAUGAGCAUCGAUUACGUGGGAGAAUCUGAGGAGGAGAUGCGGUCGUGGGAGUUGUGGGGUGCAAUGGGAAAGCCUUUUGGAUCAAAAGGGAAGUGGAUUCUUAAGGUUUUCCACUCAAACCAGAACUUCACUCAGGAGUAUGAAGCUGAAUUUGUGAUAAUAUGCAUCGGAAGAUUCAGUGGGUUGCCAGAUAUCCCAAAGUUUGCAGCUGGAUUCGGCCCAGAAAUAUUCUCAGGCAAAGUGUUACAUUCCAUGGAUUUCUCCGACAUGGACAAUGCAGCCGCCGCCGACUUCAUCAAAGGGAAAAGAGUCGCCAUCAUAGGCUCCGGCAAAACCGCAGUCGACACUGCAUUCGAAUGCGCCAAUGCAAACGGAACCGACUAUCCCUGCACGAUGAUCCAACGAACGCCUCACUGGGCCCUUCCCAACGCGUUCCCGUGGGGCGUCCACUUCGGUUACUUCUGCGCUACCCGAUUCUCCGAGCUCAUGGUUCACAAACCAGGCGAAGGACUGCUCUUCAGCGUCCUAGCCACCUUGCUAAAACCUCUGCGAUGGGCGAUGAGCAAGUUCGUGGAGAGCUACAUCAGAUGGAAACUUCCCUUGAAAAAGUAUGGAAUGAUUCCCCCAGAGAGCUUCCUUCAAGAAGUCUCCUCUUGCCAGAUAUACAUGCUUCCUCAGACAUUCUACGACAAGGUCGAAAACGGCAGCAUUGUUCUGAAAAAGUCACAGAAUCUCAGCUUCUGCAAAGACGGCCUCAUCAUCGAUGGCCAAGAUGCUAAUAAUCCCAUUAAAGCAGAUGUAGUCAUCUUUGCAACGGGAUACAAAGGCGACGAGAAGCUCAAGAACAUCUUCGCGUCUCCAACUUUCCAGAGCUACAUUCUUGGAACUCCAGCCUCCACCAUCCCUCUCUACAGACAGAUAAUCCAUCCGAGAAUCCCAGGGCUGGCUGCGAUAGGCUACUCUGAGUCGGCGUCGAAUCUGUACACAUUCGAGAUGAGGUGCAAAUGGUUGGCACACUUUCUUGAUGAGGCGUUGCAGCUGCCGAGCAUCAAGGAGAUGGAGAAGGAGGUGGAGAUGUGGGAGAGAUACAUGAAGAGAUACUCAGCCAAUGGCAAAUAUAGGAGAGGUUGCAUUGCAGGAUUGCAUAUCUGGUAUAAUGAUCAACUUUGCAGAGACAUUGGAGUUAAUCCCCGAAGAAAGAAGGGCUUUUUCGCGGACAUGUUUCAGCCUUACGGUUUGCCGGAUUACAAUGGAAUUACUCCCAACGAUUCUUGAUUAUUGCUGCUUAAUUAAUUAAGUUGUGCACCAAAUUAUAUGUGCAGUAUCAGAAAAUGGUUCCAAAAUUUAUUUUAUGGGAUGGAAUUCGAUGAUGAAUGAAAAAAGAAAAGAAUAAAACAUUCUUGAAGCUAUGAAGCUAUGAUUGUUUGAUCAAA
This is a messenger RNA of Salvia miltiorrhiza (redroot sage), 1948 nucleotides long. RefSeq names its product probable flavin-containing monooxygenase 1. Bases 213 to 1790 code for a protein of 525 amino acids. The record is from RefSeq and is a predicted model, not a curated record. Gene Ontology annotation, molecular function: flavin adenine dinucleotide binding; NADP binding; N,N-dimethylaniline monooxygenase activity. Lineage: Eukaryota; Viridiplantae; Streptophyta; Magnoliopsida; Lamiales; Lamiaceae. The transcript has 5 exons.